Molecule: messenger RNA, 2211 nt
Organism: Priapulus caudatus
Lineage: Eukaryota; Metazoa; Priapulida; Priapulimorpha; Priapulimorphida; Priapulidae
Product: mRNA cap guanine-N7 methyltransferase-like
Biological process (GO): 7-methylguanosine mRNA capping
Cellular component (GO): nucleus
Molecular function (GO): mRNA 5'-cap (guanine-N7-)-methyltransferase activity
Source: RefSeq, a predicted model, not a curated record
ACUGUGAGAACUAUGGUCUCUAAACAUUUUUAUGAGAGGCAAUACAAUAAUUGCGUUGCAAGUAUGGCGGCAACAGAACAAGAUGCACCUGAUCUCAGCCAGAAAGUUGCCCAGCAUUACAACCAGCUGGAGGAAAAAGGAGUAGAUAAAAGAAAAGACAGCAGAAUAUUUUACCUCAGAAACUUCAACAACUGGAUAAAGAGUGUUCUUAUAGGGGAAUACCUCAAGAAGGCGAGACUUUCCAAGCCACGGGAGUCUGAAUUGACCAUUUUGGAUCUAGCAUGUGGUAAAGGUGGUGAUUUACUCAAAUGGAGAAAAGGUCGAAUCGAUCAGCUAAUAUGUGCUGAUAUUGCUGCGACGUCCGUGGAACAGUGUGAGAAACGGUACACUGACAUGCUUGAAAGGAACAGUAGAGAUAGACGUCCGCAACAGAUUUUUCACGCAGAAUUCCACACUGCAGACUGUGGCAGGGUCAGAUUGAAAGACGUGUACAGGAACCCGGCGACGACCUUUGACCUCGUCAGCUGCCAGUUCUCGCUGCACUACACGUUCGAGAGCCAAUCGCAGGCGGAGGUGAUGGUUCGGAACGCGUGCGAGAGUCUGCGGCCGGGCGGAUUCUUCAUCGGCACAAUUCCCGACGGAUACGAGAUCGUGCGGAGGUUACGCGAGGCGGAUGAUUGUUCCUAUGGCAACAGUGUGUAUAAGAUCACAUUCAACGACAAGGAAGACUUUCCGCUGUUUAACUGCCAAUACAGCUUCUACCUCGAAGGAGUUGUGGAUUGUCCUGAAUUUCUCGUCUACUUUCCCCUCUUUGUCAAGAUGGUGGAGCAGUACAACAUGAGGCUGGUGUGCAGGAAGACGUUCGCAGACUUCUUCAACGAUCACCUACACUGUCCGGAGAGCCGCGGUAUGCUGGCACGGAUGCACACGCUAGAGGGAACACUAUCAAAAUCAGAAUGGGAAGCUACAAGUAUCUACUGCGCGUUUGCCUUUGAGAAGCUAGCAGAUGACGGCACGCAAUUGUCAGUGGAUGAUAAUCCCACCCCGCAAGCUAGCAAGCGAAAAGCACCCGAACAAUACUCAGCAGAAGACGAGCCUGCCAAAGCGAGGCCACGUUUGUGACGUGUGCGCCUGAGAUAUCUACAUAAGUUAGUGGCAUGGAUGAAGUUGGUCCGUGAUUCCUGUUACUGCCGGUUUCAGUUAGUGGCGGUGGGUAUGCUUGUAACAAUGGUGUUCGUGAAACUUUUGUAAAAUUGUAAGGUAAAUUUGUCUGUUCUGUUUUUAUGCGAACUAGUUGCACAAUAUAAUUUGGUGGCAAUGCCAUUGAUGUAAUUUCAUGUCAUAACAGACAGGAGUCAGACAGCAUGCCUCCCAGACAUUUCCUAUAAAUUUUCUAUAUUUUUUAUACGAUCCUACAACUCCUACAUUUUGACUCAUCUAUCUAGAGUGUGAUCGUGACCAGUAGAAAAUGUGUGUAAAUGUAAUAUACUGGGCUGAUGCAUGCUCCUGGACCCCCUAGCCUCAUAGUAGAUAAGGCCUCAUACAAAAUAUUGAAGGCAAGACUGGCUUAUAACAAGUUGUUAUUGCUUCAUUUAUACAAACUGAUGUAAUGUUCGCCGAUCAAAAGCAUUUUCUGUUGCCUGGAACAAGGGAGAUUGACAGACUUUUUAUCAUUUCUUUCCUUCCCCCGAAUUGAAACCCCUACACCAAACCCAAACAUUUUUGUCAUGUAGGGAGUCGAAGUGACCAUUGACAAAAGCAGAUUUGUUAGCCAGAUUUCGGUGAGAAACACUUGACCGGUUUUUCAUCAUUGAUCUCAAGUGAGUAGCACAUCAUAAUUACUGGAUAUUGUUGUUAUUAUUAUGUUCUGUAGUGUAAUUUAAAUUAUGAACUUAAUUAAAUGGUACAGAUUCAUUAAAAUGAAACCUUCCAGGUGAAAGGUUAGAUUGUGAAUAUGUGAACAGCUGGCUGCUUAAUUCCGAUUCCUAGAUUUCUCCCCCACAUUUUCUAUAAAAUUCAAAUUUUGUCCUAAAAAUGGCUGGGAGGUAUGCAUGUGAAUGUUUAGAAAUCCAUUUACUGGCACUGCCAUUAUCAAACUGUGAACAGACAAUGAAAUGACCACAAAUAUAUGGUCGAUUGCUCCACUGCACUGUUGUCACUGUACUGUCACAACAAAAUAAAAAUACUCCACGAUUUACCUCUAGUUAAAAA